Medioppia subpectinata is the source of this 1358-nucleotide messenger RNA. The record is from the annotation of a GenBank genome assembly. NCBI's taxonomy places the organism in Eukaryota, Metazoa, Arthropoda, Arachnida, Sarcoptiformes, Oppiidae.
GCUGUAGUGUAGGAACAGGUAAGUUGUGAGUCCUGUUCGCCUCUGCACUGAGGUAUGCAAAGAGUGGUGGAUUCAGUGAUGCAGUCAAGCAUUGCAUUCACGACACGACCCAAACACUGGAAUCGCUUCGUGUAUGUCAUGGCUUUGCACUUCACUCAAUACAAUACACUCUACUCUAUACCUAUCCUAUGACUUCCAUAUCUGUGUCUGUGUUUUGAGUUUUUGUUACUUCUUUAUACCAAUUGCGAGACCAGUCCUCACAGAGUGCUCACACCUAACACUCCAUUUGCUCUAACAAUCAAACAUUUGUUUGGUGUUUGUGUCAACACUAAUUAUAAUUGCUCUCAACGUAUCCAUCUAUAUGUCUGAUGGAUGUCUUGUCAGUGAUCUGUUUGUGAUAUUUGCAGCGACAACGAGUUGAGCGCAAGACAUACCACCAGUGCUGACAAGUGCUGUCACACCAGAGGCUAUGGAACAGCGCAAAAGAGUGCUCACAUUUCUCACAUUCUUCAUCUGUACGGCAUGUCUGGCCUUUUUGACCGCCUCUUUGGCCACUCACAAGUGGAUUGUCGCCAAACCCAUCCGAAUCACACUCUUCAACACAUCGAUGAGCACAUCCGGUGCCGCCAAUGAGACCGUCGGUGACUCUGACUUGGAUUCGGGCAAAUUUCGCGGUGAAAUUCAUUUCGGACUCUUUCACGGCACUAAAGUCUUGAACUAUGGCUUCGGCGACAGAAUCACCGGAAUCUGGAUGAAACAAGAAUUGGCGAAAAAUCCCAAUUUUAUGGCAUUCGGGUUGUGGUUAUUCACAGUCCUAUGCGUUGCCAUUGCGAUGGUCUUCGGGAUCGUUAGCUCCGUCUUCUCCAUUAUAAACACAGUUAUGACUCCAAUUGAAAUCAUUACUGGUAUUCAAGGAUUAUUCUUGUGGAACGGAUUAGCAGCCCUAUUCUGUCUGUGCGGAGGAAUCAGUUGGUUAUUGCAGUACAAGAAUAGUCUGCGGAGGAAUGUGUUGACACCGGACGAGCAGAACGACGGCUGGAACUCCGAGGGUCGAGCGUGGCUCGGCUUCAGCUACUUCUUCGUGAUUAUAGCUCUCGUACUAUAUAUAGUGAACAUUAUAUUAGUUUAUUUAGCGAACCGACCCGUCAAGAGUCGAGAGCCGCGGACCUCAACCGAUAAGAACCCGGAAGGGGUUAUAAUGUUAUAUUGAGUUCUAUAACACAAGUGCCACUCAUUUAUACCAAUAAAUAUUUUCGAGUCUUUAUUUUAAAUUUUCAAAACAAAAGUUGCCAUAAAAGCACAUAAAACUGAUUUUUAUACAUAUUGUUAAAUAAAUCAUUCCCUCAUUUAAAUUCCAC